AAAAUUUUUGGGUUUAAAAAGCACAGAACGAAAUUCGUGAUUUUUUUUCAAAAAUAAGUAAAAAUAAAACGAAGCAUGUCUAGUUUAGAUGAUUUCUUUGCCAAAAAGGACAGAAAAAAAUCCGCCACAAAGACCAACCUCUUGGCUGCCGAUGAGCUCUAUCGUACACUGGAGGAAACUGUCAAAGCGCCAAAGGAGGUGGAUAGCAAAGACAAGCUACAGUUUGAGGUGAUUAACAGCACAAAGGCAGCACUUGCAUUCGGCAUUCGCUUCUCCGACGAGGCCGUCGAUGAGGAGGACGAGUGGUGCGACUUUACUGAGGACCAUGAUCAGCCCUUUCCAAAACUAAAACGCAACUCGAGGCUGGCAUUGAGCCCGACAGCAGCCGUUGCCAACGAGGAUGUGCCACUCUCCGUGGACCACUGUCAUAUCGAAGAUACUGGCGGUGAUGGCUUGGACGUGGGUCAGUGUACCGAUGAGCUAUACAAGUCCGCUUGCCCUUGGCUCAUGCUACAGCCAAUCCAGGCAGUUGAUCUACAGUCGGUCAAGAAGCAUGAAGUUUAUGUGCCGCCAGCUUUGCGUCAGAGCCAAGGCGAUUUCAGUGUGCGCCGUGGAAAGCAGCUGUCAGCGGUGCCAGAGAAGCCUGCCAAGGGUCAGGCGCCAGAUCUAAACAAUGUCGAGUUCUUUCCUUCACUCUGUCGCUCACGCACCGCGAAGCGUGCCAAGUAGUUUCUGACUAUUCUUAUCAUUUGUUAGUUUUAUUUCAGUUUGCACUUUUAAAUUUACCACGAUUACACGAGUCGCCCUCCCUCUCUUA
Messenger RNA from Drosophila grimshawi, 817 nucleotides. RefSeq names its product protein CDV3 homolog. Bases 76 to 729 code for a protein of 217 amino acids. Lineage: Eukaryota; Metazoa; Arthropoda; Insecta; Diptera; Drosophilidae. The transcript has a single exon. Gene Ontology annotation, cellular component: cytoplasm. The record is from RefSeq and is a predicted model, not a curated record.